UUCCCUUCAGUCGCACUCGACGCAUCGCUGACGCUGCAGCUGUUCGGUGUAUUAUUGUAGCAUCUGCAGUGCAUCGGGACCGGAGUCGGGUCACGCCUAUUUUUUCGCCGCUGCGUAGAAAGGAGCAUCACGAUGGGCCGUCUGGGCUUCAACAUCGGGCGCGAGAAGGAGGCGAGCAAAAACGUGGAGGCCGGGGUCGUCGCGGCCGACCAGCAGAACGCGAAGAACGAGUACGUGGAGAUCGGCGAGCUCGUUCUCGCCAUCGAGGAGGGAAACCGGAGGACCACCAAAUGGCGUCGUCUGUCAGGAGUACUGAGCGCAGUGAUAAUACUCUUGUCCGCCUACAUUUUCCUUGCACAGUCAAGAGUUUUCUGCAAUGACCAAGCAGCCACUGUGGAAGCUCAAGACUUGCUAUGGUACUCUUCGCAGAUGCAGGCUCUCAAAGGAGAAAAUGAUGAACUUCGAACCCAAAACCAAGAAAAAGUGAGGAACUGCAGCGCAGAGGAGUCCGAACGAAUCCGUCAUCUAGAGGAAAUGAUCGAUACCCAGCGUGCGAUGUACUUCUCCAGCCGCUUCAAGUUCCAUGGCCGCCUCGAAGCCAUGUCCUCGAACUUCGAAGCCCUAGAGAAAAAGCACAAGGACCUGGAAAAGCAGUACCAAGAGUCCCAGGAGGAACUCAAGGCCGAGCUGAGGAAGCUGGGCGACGAGCGUGCCGAGCUCGAGCGCAAACUCACCGAGGCAAACCGCACACUUGAGCGCCAGACCAGACAGCCCAAGGCUAGCCCUACUCUUGCACCGCCGCCGACGACGACGACAACGACGACGACGACUAUGAAAGCCAAGCCGAAGACCACGGAGGCUCCUGGGUACAUCAAGAAACUCAACAACCUCGUCAAGGACAUCGAGAGUGGUGCAGCUAUUUUCAACUUUCAGGAAUUCAUGAAGAAGACCGAAGACGUUUUUCGUUUCUAAUCAGCGUGUGAAAAAAAAAAAAACGUUAAAAAAAUUAUUUCCUUAUAUUACUCACGUCAAUUGUACGAAAUAAUGUAAGACAAUGACGAGUUCCGUAAGCAAACAGAUGUAAAUGAUGAUGUGACUCACCGGUAAAACGGCAAACUCGAAGAGCAUGCAUUCGUGUUUUUUAAUAUUUAUAGUUGGCGUGGAAACAAGAGUAACAUAAAUGAGUCGCAUUUUAAUCGUGAACGAAGAGAAAGUACACGUACAAGUAUUAUCAAUAAUUUAUCUGAGGGCAACGAGAUUAGUUGUCCAGCCUGUUUUAGUUUUGUUUGAUUUAAACGACAACAAUGCAUGUUUCAUAUGAUUUUAAAGUAAUCGAAUUUAGAUCUAAACAUUUUGAUUAUUUGAAUGUGUAUGUAUGCUGUAGAGUUAAGAAGUUUUAUUAAGACAAUAGAAUUUAUUUAAAAUAUAUUUUUUAUAUGAUUUAAGUGUAAACAGAAAAUAGCAAUGAUUCCAGAAGCAAUAGUCAAAUACAUAUUUUAUGGAAAAAAUA
Copidosoma floridanum is the source of this 1510-nucleotide messenger RNA. RefSeq lists its product as uncharacterized. The record is from RefSeq and is a predicted model, not a curated record. NCBI's taxonomy places the organism in Eukaryota, Metazoa, Arthropoda, Insecta, Hymenoptera, Encyrtidae.